Molecule: messenger RNA, 430 nt
Organism: Anopheles nili
Lineage: Eukaryota; Metazoa; Arthropoda; Insecta; Diptera; Culicidae
Exons: 2
Coding region: 97-288 (63 amino acids)
Source: RefSeq, a predicted model, not a curated record
CCCGCUUCACCGGAUCGGAGAAAAUAUUCGAAUGUGCGGAAAGUUUUCCGGCGUGUAGUGCAUGUAGCAGCUGUUUGCGACCACUCUUACGCGAUUAUGCGCCUCGGACAUCUGGGAAAAAUCGGAGUCGGCUGGGCCAUCAUCAGUGUACUAGGAAUAUGCGCAUUCGUUGCAUCCAAGCAAUCCGUCGAUAAAAAUCGUUAUGAAAAUAUGAAAAUUCGAGAACGAAUGCGACAAUCAAACGUUGGCCAAUACGAAGUCAAGGAACCGCGACGAUUCGACGUAUAAAAGGCAUCAAAACAACCGGUAGUUAUAACCUCUCCGGGAAUAAUCAGGCCCACAUUGCUACUAAAGAACGGAAGCGAGUAGAUAUUAUCUCCAACGGAAGGAGAACGCAUUUGUACAGUUGAAGCACAGAUUGACAGAAAAU